This is a messenger RNA of Oryctolagus cuniculus (rabbit), 2557 nucleotides long. It is a transcript of the gene LDB2, whose product is annotated as LIM domain binding 2. Lineage: Eukaryota; Metazoa; Chordata; Mammalia; Lagomorpha; Leporidae. The record is from RefSeq and is a predicted model, not a curated record.
CCCUUCCCUCCCUUCCUCCUUACCAGCCUCCCUCCCUCCCUCCCUCUCUGGAGCUCCUGCGCUCUCCCUCUCCCUCCUCUCCCGUGCUCCCUCCCUCCCUGCCGCCCUCCCUCCGCCCGCUCUCCCGCUCCUCUCCAGCUAGAGAGGCUCCCCCAGCAGUUCCCAGCCAGUGUGUUCUGCCUGCCUGCCUGCCUGCUCUGUGUGUGUGUGCGUGUGUGUGUGGGGGAGCGUGUGUGCGUGCGCCUACUUUGUACUGUGAGGAACACAGAGCCCAUGUGCCCUGCAUGGACGUUUCUGACACUCUGUUGAGCUUGAUUUCCGACACACAGGCAAGAUGUCCAGCACGCCACAUGACCCCUUCUAUUCUUCUCCUUUCGGCCCAUUUUAUAGGAGACAUACACCCUACAUGGUGCAGCCAGAGUACCGAAUCUAUGAGAUGAACAAGAGACUGCAGUCUCGAACAGAGGACAGUGACAACCUCUGGUGGGAUGCGUUUGCCACUGAAUUUUUUGAAGAUGACGCCACAUUAACCCUUUCAUUUUGUUUGGAAGAUGGACCAAAGCGAUACACUAUCGGCAGGACCCUCAUCCCCCGUUACUUUAGCACUGUGUUUGAAGGAGGGGUGACCGACCUGUAUUACAUUCUCAAGCACUCGAAAGAGUCAUACCACAACUCAUCCAUCACGGUGGACUGCGACCAGUGUGCCAUGGUCACCCAGCACGGGAAGCCCAUGUUUACCAAGGUGUGUACAGAAGGCAGACUGAUCUUGGAAUUUACCUUUGAUGACCUCAUGAGAAUCAAAACAUGGCACUUCACCAUUAGACAGUACAGAGAGUUAGUCCCGCGAAGCAUUCUAGCCAUGCACGCACAAGAUCCUCAGGUUCUGGAUCAGCUGUCCAAAAAUAUCACCAGGAUGGGGCUAACAAACUUCACCCUCAACUACCUCAGGUUGUGUGUAAUACUGGAGCCAAUGCAGGAGCUGAUGUCCAGACACAAAACCUACAACCUCAGUCCCCGCGACUGCCUCAAGACCUGCUUGUUUCAGAAGUGGCAGCGGAUGGUGGCCCCGCCAGCAGAACCCACACGGCAACCAACAACCAAACGGAGAAAAAGGAAAAACUCCACCAGCAGCACGUCCAACAGCAGCGCCGGGAACACGGCCAACAGCACCGGCAGCAAGAAGAAAACCCCAGCGGCAAACCUGAGUCUGUCCAGUCAGGUACCUGAUGUGAUGGUGGUAGGAGAGCCAACUCUGAUGGGAGGUGAGUUUGGGGACGAGGACGAAAGGCUAAUCACUAGAUUAGAAAACACGCAAUAUGAUGCAGCCAACGGCCUGGACGACGAGGAGGACUUCAACAAUUCACCCGCCCUGGGGAACAACAGCCCGUGGAACAAUAAACCUCCCGCCGCUCAAGAGACCAAAUCAGAAAACCCCCCACCCCAGGCUUCCCAAUAAGACCAUCGGUCAUUCGGUCGGCACCAGAACCCACUACCCAUAGGCCCGUGGGGUGUGCUCCCAAUAUCGCAGAUCUUUACUUACAGGAGAGGAAGGAGGAGAGAUUAAAAACUUUUCCAAGCAAAUACUUAUUUCUAAACCACAAUGAUCUGACUUUCUUUCCUUUUUUUUUUCCUUUUUAAUUGAGAGGAGCAUUCCAAAUAAGCUUCCAUGACCCUUCCUUGGAGGCCUUGACAGGUAACACAGACGCUGGCACUGAUCGUACUGAAAGGAGAGAAAAUGCUAGCGUGUCUCCUGGCACGGUUUGACUUCGUGUUUGUGUUGAGCUUCCUUCCCGCGCUUCCACCGAAGGCCAUGCUGUCCAUCAGUGCUCAGUGCUCAGGAUCUCGUUCAUAACCGAACCGAACUGCAGAUGACUUUUUAAUAUUGUAAAAUAUUUUCUGCUUUUUGACUUGCAUCUGAGAGUUUCUUGUUUCAGUAAAAAAAGAAAAGAAAAAAAAUCAGCUUUGGGGAAGUAAUUUAAAUGUAUUUUUUUCCUUUGCAUUUUCUUUCAUUGGGCAACAGUGAAGAGGACCCAGCCAGGUAACUUAUGGUCAAGGUGACGUUGAUUGGUUCUUGAGUCUGAGUGGGGUCAAUUGAGCCCGAGUGCUGAAACAAGAAAUGUCUUUUUGUCACUAAGGACACAAAGGCAGAUUGUCAUGUAAAGAAGGACAAUUGGACCCUUGAGCAUUUAUGCGUUUAUGAAGUUGCUGUUGAUCCAAAUAUUUCAAGACAUGUAAUCCAUUAAGUUAGCGGGCAGUUUCAUAAAGCUGAAACUUUGUUUUAAUCAUAUCUGAGUUGAUCGUUCUUUCUUUUCAUAGUAUAUUUCUUGUAUAAUAUUUUGUAAAGCGUUCACCUGGUUCUUUUACGGGGACUUUUCUGUUUGGGCAAUUCCAGUGUAUUUAUGUGAAACUUUCUAAGAUAACUAAUUUUUCCAUUUGCAUAUUAAUAUGUUCUUCCACACAUGUAAAGGCACAGUGGCUCUGUGUGUUACAAGACAGCUGUAUUUUAUGUAUGCUUUACUGAUAAGUGUGCCAAUAAUAAACUGUGUUAACAACCAAA